AUGCCAACUCUCUGGAAGCAGAUCGUGUUCUCCUUCGCUUCGAUACUCAGCAUCGGCUCUGUGGUGCUUCUGGUCGUGGCUCUGUCCACCGAGCGCUGGGUCACCGGGACCACGUUGUGCCAGACAGGAGUGGAUCUGGUGAACGCGUCACGGCCGGAGCUGGAGCAGUUCACUGGACACAUUUACUACGGCCUCUUCCAGGGGGGCAAAACACGCAGAUGCGGCCUCGGAAUCCGCCGCGCGAAAAUAUACAUUUUCCCAAAACUCAUCAAAAAAAUCAACAGUGGUCUUCACAUGAUCAUCAUCUUCUUCCUCUUCACUGCUAUUGGCUUUGCAGUAGUCAGUUUAGCUUUCUGUAUAUAUAAUGCCAGGAAAGUUCCUUACCAAUCCAUCAAAGGACCUUUUGGCCUCUACAUCUGGAAUUUCAUAGCAGCUCUGUUUAGUGCGAUGGGCUUUGCAUGCUUCCUUGCAGCAAUUCAGUGCCAUAAACUCACAGAACACGUGGCGAACUACAGCGAGAGCCUUUUUACCCUGGUGAUCCUUGAGGAGAAUCUUGGUUUUUCAUUUUGGUUGGUUGUUGCCAGCGCUGUAACACAUGGAGCGAACAUUCUGGUUGUGGCCUCCAGUAAAAUUCAUCUGCCUAAAAUACAGACUAAAAAACCAGAGGAACCCACAGCCACUGGAGAAGAUUUCCUCUACUGA
Molecule: messenger RNA, 702 nt
Organism: Danio rerio (zebrafish)
Lineage: Eukaryota; Metazoa; Chordata; Actinopteri; Cypriniformes; Danionidae
Gene: clrn2
Product: clarin 2
Biological process (GO): sensory perception of sound
Cellular component (GO): membrane
Source: RefSeq, marked validated